GAGUGGACUGCAGUGGCAUGGCAGGCGAUGGGCCCCCGAAGCUCAGUCGCCAUGCGCAGCGGCGCCGCGAGCAGGCCAAGGACUGGUGCUGCAAGUACUGCAUCCACCCGAUCUCGCAGAACCAGUGGUGGAAUCGGUCCGACACGGUGUCGUGCACCAAGUGCGGGUCGGCCAAGGCCGUGGCAUUCAUGUGUGUUCGCCCGCCGCCUGGACCGUCCACCAAGCGUGCCAAGCCGCCAGCUGCGAACUCAGGCAGCGGCUCUGCUGCGGUGCCGCCGUGGGUUAACGACAAGCUGGAGGCCCUGGCAAAGGAGUUGGCCAGCACCAAGGCCAAGCUGGCUGAGACCACCAGCAAGCAGCACGCGCCGUCCAUGGAGGUCGACGAGGGCGCAGAGCACUGUGAGGGCCAGGGUGACUCCUUGGACCAGAAGAGGGCGCGCCUUGAGGAGGUCGACGCUGCGCUGCGGGCCAUCGCCGGCUCCAGCGAGGUCCUGUUCGAGACGGCUCGGGUCGAGCUGGAGGACACUCGUAAGAAGCUCAGCGCGGAGCUGGCAGCUGCGAAGCCCGUCCCAGCGCAGCUGCGCACCCUGUCCUUCAAGCUGGGCAAGCUCGAGCAGAAGCGCGCCAAGCAGAAGGAGGCCCUGCAGGCAGCCAAGGACAAGGUCGUGCAGGCCAACAAGGAGGUGGAUGAGGCCACGCAGCAGCUCGCCGAGUCCGACGCGGCGAUCUUGGAGCUCCAGCAGGAGCAGACGCGGCUCGCCGCCACGCUCCCUCGUCCACCAGCUGGAGGCGUCUCGCCAAAGGCUGACAUCGUCGAGGGGCUCGGCGUCACCAUCGAGAAGCUGGGCGCGAUGUUGGCGGAGCUCGGCGACAGCGGGGUGCUCGCGGAGAAGCUUGGCACGGUGCUGGGCGAGGUCCGUGAGUACGAGCAGCGUAAGGUCGAGGCCGCAGCGCAGGAGGCCAAGGCUGCGGCCGAGGCAAGGGCGACCCAGGCCAAGGCUGAGCCUGUGCCCAGCCAGGGCGCCAAGGGGUCGGAGGCAGGCCCAGACCUCCCAGACCCCGACACGGCGACCGAGGAGGAGCUGCGCGAGUUCCUCUCCAGCUCGGGCGUGGACCCGUCCCAGGAGUGCGAGGAGCUCCGCGGCCAGGUGCGCAAGAUCACCGACGCGCUGGGCGGCUGGCGCGAGGUCAAGAGGGCCAAGGCCAGCGCUGCCCGCAGCAUGCGGAGGGCCCAGCUGCUGGAGCGCGUUGGAGCGCGCGAGCAGGCCUUGACUAAGGCGAGAGCGCGCCAGCGCCGAGGCAAGGCCUCCAGCAAGGUCGGCCUGUCUGCGGCCGAUCGAGACGUACUGCUUCCUCGACGAGCAGGGCAGGGGCCUGCUGCUGCCUCUGGCUCCCAGGCGGCUUGCUCUGCGGUCGGAUCUGUCGGGCUUCAGGUUGGGAAUACUGGCCGAGGUGAUGACGGGGAAGACCGCGGAGGCCGUCUGGGCGGCAACGACUACGGGGAGGUUUGCUCAGGCAUCGGAUCUGCUGGGCACUGGCUUCGCACCGAGGCUCUCGGCAGUGCAGCGGGAGACCGCAGCAUAGCAGCGGGAGACCGCAGCGAGCCACCGUUUGGGAAUACUGGCCGAGGUGAUGACGAGGAAGACCGCGGAGGCCGUCUGGGCGGCAACGACUACGGGGAGGUUUGCUCAGGCAUCGGAUCUGCUGGGCUUCCAGCUGGGACGACUGGCGGAGGUGAUGGCAAGGAUGACGCUUGGGGCCGCCCAUUCCCCUUUUCUCACACAGGUGCAGAUGAAGAUGGUAAUCAUGUUCCUGACCGCAAGGGUUCUAUUGUGACUUUCAAUUGCUCUGAGGAGGGCCAGCUAUUGCGCUUCCUUGACUCCUGCGAGCACACUGUGGUGGCUAUACAAGAGCACCACGUCGCAGAGGAUCGUCUUCCAGAUCUGCAGCAUCGAGCUCUGGACCCUGGCUGGCAUGGAGUCUGGAGCUCGGCCACCAAGACGGGCAACCAGGAGGGCACUCAGGCGGGCCUGGCCAUCCUGGCGAAGGGAGACGUGCUGGUCACGGCCCCCCCAGGGCGCUCGACGCCCCACAUGGCGAAUGGGAGAGCGCUGGCAGCCCACGUCCAUUGGGGGGUGCCUGGAGGAUUCAUUGUGAUUUCAACAUAUCUUUAUGUGAAUGAAGGCCUCUCUGAUAAUAACGUUCGCAUCUUGGCAGAGAUCUGUGAAUACAUUGAAGUUGUCAACGCGAUGGGUCUUGAUUGGAUCGUCGCGGGAGACUUCAACCUGGAGCAGGCCGAGUUCGGAGACAUG
Prorocentrum cordatum is the source of this 2312-nucleotide messenger RNA. Lineage: Eukaryota; Dinophyceae; Prorocentrales; Prorocentraceae. The record is from the annotation of a GenBank genome assembly.